UUUGAGAGAUUAAUAGAUUACUCAAACCUAAUUUAAAAAUUGAAAAAAGUUAGAGAUAUAUAUGAGAAUUGUCCAAUUUCGAUAUUUCUUCAUUCCGAUUGGUUGAGAGACACGUAAUUUCAAAUGCAUAAUCUGAUACGGGUUUUAUAUAUGUUUGUUGACAGUUCAGUUUAUAUUCACACAGAUCACAUUCUCUCUCUUUCUCUUUUAAUUAUUUCUUAUUCCCGAGUUCCCAACAAUACCAAGACGUCCAAGACCCAACAUCGCGACACACACACACACACACAAAGAUAUACUCUCUCUACUUUGCAUUGCAUCAUCCGACUUUGUUAAUAUAUCACCAACCCUUCUGCUCGUAAAUUACAAGAUAUUGGCCGUAUUGACCCUUGUUCGAGGGCAGGUGCCACAAAAGAAAGAAGAAGAAAAUAAUAUAUCAAUAUUAUUUCCGUGUGUACAUGUCUCCUAGAUUUUUGAGGUUAAGAUGAAGAAAAUGACAAAACUACUGGAGUGGCUGUCGUGUGCAACGGUGAUUUUUGGCAUGUGGAUUGCUACAAUUACAAGCGACUCUGCUUUUGUCAAGGAAUGGCAUAAAAUUAUACUUUUUCUUCCAGUCAUUUCCUUAUUUCUCUUUGGAUUAUAUGCAGUUACUAUCAUCUUGUACAGAGUAUUCACUUUUAAUACUUGUGAAAAUGCAGCCAUCGAACUUCAGCAACAAAUAGAAGAAGCUAAAAAGGAUCUUCAGAGGAAAGGUGUAACAUUACGAGGGACAAAUAUUUCUUCAACUUCUUAAAACUCCUGUAAAUAGUAUAAAAUAAAAAAAAAAAGACGUUAACUUU
Messenger RNA from Temnothorax curvispinosus, 836 nucleotides. It is a transcript of the gene Dpm3, whose product is annotated as dolichol-phosphate mannosyltransferase subunit 3. Gene Ontology annotation, cellular component: dolichol-phosphate-mannose synthase complex; endoplasmic reticulum membrane. The transcript is spliced from 3 exons. The record is from RefSeq and is a predicted model, not a curated record. NCBI's taxonomy places the organism in Eukaryota, Metazoa, Arthropoda, Insecta, Hymenoptera, Formicidae. Bases 482 to 790 code for a protein of 102 amino acids. Gene Ontology annotation, biological process: GPI anchor biosynthetic process.